AUGGAAGGUAAAAAGCAACAAAAGCAUUUUGUUCUAGUACAUGGUGUUUGCCAUGGAGCUUGGUGCUGGUACAGGCUACAAUCCCUGCUGGAGGCGGAGGGCCACAGAGUCACCGCGAUUGACCUUGCAGCCUCCGGCAUCAACCCGAAAAAACUAGAUGAGCUUCACACAUUUUCCGACUAUACACAGCCGUUAUUCGAGAUUUCUGUUGCUAUUUUUAUUACGGCAAUCAUGCCUGACACUGUUCAUAAGCCAAGCUAUUUUAUUGAACAGGGUAUGGAAGAUUCCUCGGAGGAAGAUUCUACGGACAAUCAAAUCAUUCCAUUUGGUAAACCUGAAGAUCAUCGAGUAGCAAUGCUCUUUGGUCCACACUACACAUCAUCCAAGCUAUAUCAACUAUGCCCUUAUGAGGAUGUGGUGUUAGCAAAAGCGUUGAUGAGGCCAGGCUACACGUUUUUGGAAGAUUUGUCAAAGCAGAGUGCGUUUUCCGAAGAAAGGUAUGGAUCUAUAAAGCGUGCAUACAUCAUACCCGAUCAAGAUAAAACCUUAACAGUAGAGUUUCAACGCUGGCUAAUUGAAAAUUCUGGAGCAUCAAUAGUGAAGGAGAUGAAAGACGCUGACCACAUGGCAAUGAUCUCAAAGCCCCAUGAACUUUGCCAAUAUCUAUUGGAUAUAGCUUGGGAAGGCAAAGUCCCUCAUCCCAGCCCCGCUAAGGAUUUUAUUGCCCUAUCCCUGCCUCAAUUCCCUCUUAAAGAGGGUAAUUUGAAAAUUGGGCAUGGGUGA
Fraxinus pennsylvanica is the source of this 783-nucleotide messenger RNA. The record is from the annotation of a GenBank genome assembly. NCBI's taxonomy places the organism in Eukaryota, Viridiplantae, Streptophyta, Magnoliopsida, Lamiales, Oleaceae.